This is a messenger RNA of Pisolithus orientalis, 1050 nucleotides long. RefSeq lists its product as uncharacterized. NCBI's taxonomy places the organism in Eukaryota, Fungi, Basidiomycota, Agaricomycetes, Boletales, Pisolithaceae. The transcript has 6 exons. The record is from RefSeq and is a predicted model, not a curated record. The coding region runs from base 181 to 870 and encodes 229 amino acids.
UUAAGUGGGAAAACUUAGGGGAUGCCCUACUUUACGGCCUAGCCGAUCGGCGGAUAGGUGUCAUCGAUGCUGCUGCUCCGGAAGAGGUGCUCCAGAGGCUCAACUGCCUUCCCUUGACCAUUCAAUUAGAACUUUCAUUUGGAACUACUAGCGAACCGGACGGAUGACUGGGUUCAUACCAUGACAUCUGACCCCGCGACAUUUUUUCCCUUUUCUGAUGAGUGCACAUUUUUGGAAGCUGCCCAAUAUGCGAGGUGCGUUUCGAGCUGGUUGACUGUUUCAUCUAAGAGUUUCUUGCACUCAUCCUUCGGUUCUGCAGGUGCCUUCCUGUCGUUUGCAUUAAAGAAGACUGCCCUUCUGUUUUCAUCUUGCUUCCUUCCUGGGUCUACCGCGACUAGCGGACUUGACAACCUUAAGUUUGUACGUGCAAGCGAAGUGUACUUUCUUCUAAUGGCGGUUGGUGGUGAGGUCACUAUAUGCUCGGCACUUCGAGUCACGAGUGGCGGCGGGACAGUGGAUCAGGGUGACAGGGAGCACUUGGGGAAGAGGAAGGAUAUUCACCGCGAAAAUCCGAUACUGGGUAUGAGAUGGACAUGGACGAAGAAGAAGAUUCCGGAGUGCAAACGCUCAGAGAACUCUGCUUCUGCCGUUCCGUGCUUUCCUGUAUCGUAUGUGCUAGUUAGUGAACGCGUUGGAUUACACCACAUCUCCUGCAUACGCCGAAUAUUUACUCCAGUCACCAUCAAGAUUAACCCCGUCGUCCAAUGCAUUUAUAAAAGAGACGUCAAAUUUUGUCUCGUUUCACCUGUUUACCCAUCUCCAUGCUCAGAAUUCGAAGGCAUCAGCAGCGGUGUCCAGCAUACUGAGUAGUCUUGUUGCUGCUGAACCAUUCUCCGAUACAUCGUUGCAGGGAUUAUGGCAACAUGUGCUUACCAGAUCUGUUGUGUUCGACUCAUUGAAUGUUUACGAGAAUACUCUACCCCAGGAAGCCUCGUGACAGCGGCCGUAUCUGCACUGAAAAUUAUAUACGAAACCUUUACACCUAUCCUA